This is a messenger RNA of Pestalotiopsis fici W106-1, 540 nucleotides long. RefSeq lists its product as uncharacterized. The transcript has a single exon. The record is from RefSeq and is a predicted model, not a curated record. NCBI's taxonomy places the organism in Eukaryota, Fungi, Ascomycota, Sordariomycetes, Amphisphaeriales, Sporocadaceae. The coding region runs from base 1 to 540 and encodes 179 amino acids.
AUGGUAUCUAACGUUCUUCAUGUGCAGAACAAUGGCCAGAACGAAGAUCAAUACAGUCCCUCAAUAAGCAAUACGGACGAGGAUGAUGGCGCGUACGGCAUCUUCUGCUCGCUCAUGGACCUCACUGAUUCUUGGAUGGAAGCGACGAAAUCAUCCAAUGAACGCGAUGAGUUGUACCACACUGCGGAAGCCAUAGGAGUCGCAAAAGCUCCAAGCGACAUUGUCAAGGCCGCUUUGACAGAAUGCUGGGCAUACUAUUAUUAUAGUCAAGCUCAACUGGAUUACCUGCGGACAGCCUCAAAGUUCAAGGUCUUGUCGAUACGCACCCUCGUCGUGUGUGCACAUGCCAAUGAAGACUUUUAUGAGAUUGCGUCUGCAGAGCUCGACAAGGUCAAGAAUCUCGACGCUGAGCUUGCACUGCAGCUUCAACGAGGGCUCUUGUCAAUGGGGACACGGAUAACAGUAAAUAUAUUGAGAAUGGCAACGACUGCUUUGGGCGAUGCCAUGGACAAGAAUCAGAACCCCAAGUCUAGCUCUUGA